AUGAAAAAGCAGGAAACGCGGCGAAAUCAGGAAAAACGUGAAACAAGCGCGCACCUACACCACGCACGCGCAGGUUGGGGUGGUCACGUGACUCAGCGCGAGGGCCAAGAGGUCACCGCAGCAGUUGUUUGCGUAAUGGAAGGUCAACUGCAGUUCCUCAUCACUCCAUUUCCCCUCCAAUGGCAAUCUCUACAGUGUGGCCCCGAGGAGUGCCUCCUGCAGCUCCCCUCCGGCGAAGCAGCAGACGAAGGGCGCCCUGAGGCGUUCCUCGCUCGAGCCCAAGUGGCGCCCGGCUCCUGCCUCUACGUGCCCCAGGCGUGGCAGUGGCAGGUGCGGGCGGAGGGAGACACGACCUUCCUCUGGCUCGCUUGGCAGGACGACCUCGUGCUCCGUGAUGACGUCAUCGCUGCUCUCUUCCCGCUGGAUGACGACGACCAAGGCGGGGGGGGCGAGGGGGUCCAGGCCCAGGGGGGCGGUCUGCGGGGGGGAGAAACUGCACCAGUACCAUACAUUUCCCAAACCCAGGACGGACGCCAAGGAAGGAACCCCACAGAUCCUGCGACGCUGUGGGAGAUCCUGCCCACAGACCCCCUCCCCCCCCUGGUCCUGUGGGGGGAGCAGGACCCCCUCCCCCACCUCCUUGGCCAGUACCUCCUCCCGGACCUCCACCUCAGCUUCGACGCCUUCUUCCGGCGCUUCCGGAUCGACCGCCUGCUUCUGCCUGACCUUGUCGACUGCCCGCCCGAGUGCCAGUCCCUCGCCGCGUCCAUCUUCAACCUUCUGGACGCAAGCGCAGAUGGUCUCCUGAAUCAGCUGGACGCCACCUACCUGACACGGGCCAGCGUUAGGUCACUCACGCUGCAACUGGAUGAACUUUUGGAUGAGUUGAGGGACAUGGGGACAGAGCAAUGGGUGCACGUGGUUCAGGUAAAGGUCGUCACUGCGGGUGUGUCUGUUUUAUUUGUGUUUGUUAUUAGCAGUGUUGAUUAUAUUUCUCUGGUUAUGAUUUGUUGACAAUAUUUCUGGUUAUUAUGACCAACUCCCAUUGUGAUAUUAAUUUUCACUAUCAUUCCCAUGUUUGAACUGUCACUUUUUCUAUCUGCUUGUCUGUCUAUCUGUCAGCCUAUCUUUAUGUCUCUCAGUCUAUUCAUA
This is a messenger RNA of Penaeus vannamei (Pacific white shrimp), 1152 nucleotides long. The record is from RefSeq and is a predicted model, not a curated record. NCBI's taxonomy places the organism in Eukaryota, Metazoa, Arthropoda, Malacostraca, Decapoda, Penaeidae.